Tachysurus fulvidraco (yellow catfish) is the source of this 5677-nucleotide messenger RNA. RefSeq names its product cGMP-dependent 3',5'-cyclic phosphodiesterase. Gene Ontology annotation, molecular function: protein homodimerization activity; 3',5'-cGMP-stimulated cyclic-nucleotide phosphodiesterase activity; 3',5'-cyclic-GMP phosphodiesterase activity. Gene Ontology annotation, biological process: cGMP catabolic process; positive regulation of gene expression; negative regulation of receptor guanylyl cyclase signaling pathway. Lineage: Eukaryota; Metazoa; Chordata; Actinopteri; Siluriformes; Bagridae. Gene Ontology annotation, cellular component: cytosol; mitochondrial outer membrane; synaptic membrane. The record is from RefSeq and is a predicted model, not a curated record.
GAGAGAGAGAGAGAGAGAGAGCAGAGGCUGUUAUUCGUAUUUUAAGCCGUUACAGCUUCAAUCCACCUCCUCGAGCUCGAGACUACCGGAGACGCUCGCGCUGCCUCUCUCUGUUUCCCUGCACGAGCGCCGCGAUGCGCGAUGGGUCAGGCGUGCGGACACGCGCUCCUCUGCCGUAGUCAUCAGCACCACCCGGCGUCUGAGAUACGAGGACAGCAAGUCUUCCUAAGAGCUGAUGAACCGCCUGCGUCCUCACAUGCCUUUCAGGAUGCACUGCUGCGGCUGGCCUCUAUUGUUGAUGCCAGCAGCCUCCGGGCAGCCAUUAAAGAGACACUGGAGGCUGUGCUGCCGAAAGUGGAGAGUGUGUUCGUGUAUCUGCUGGAGGCCGAGUCUCAGAUGCGAUGUGAAGAUCCACCUCAUGACCUCCAUGCGGAAGGCAAGCUCAGGGAGGUGUUGGUGCAGAAGAAGAGAGCAGUGUGUGUCGGUCUGCCAUCCACAGAACUGCACGAGAAGCAGAGGACAAGCCUGGCAGCACCUCUCCCACCUGAGAAGCGAGUUGUGAUCCUUCCAUUGGUAGAUGAAGAUGAAGACAAGGUUUUGUCUCUCGUCUUGGUUUGCUGCCACCAGUUCACUGACCAGGAUGAGCAGAACCUUAAUCUUCUGGAGAAGCAUCUCAUCAUUGCCUGUAAAAGAGUCCAUAUGAUACAGAAGAGUGUGAACCGAUCCCACAAUGCACCACUAAGUGCAAACACCGCAAGUAAGAAGGAGAAAGACUACAGAGAACUGGACCGCAAGAUUCUACAGCUCUGUGGUGAGCUAUACGAUCUGGAUGCGGCAUCACUUCAGCUCAAAGUCAUCAACUAUCUACAGAAAGAGACCCAGUCUCAGUGCUGCUGUCUGCUGCUGGUGUCAGAAGAUAACCAUCAACUAUUUUGUCAGGUGGUUGGGGAUAAAGUUCUGGAAGAAGAGAUCAGUUUUCCUCUGAUGUUCGGACGCUUUGGGCAGGUGGUGGAGAAAAAGAAAUCCAUCACCUUACAGGAUGUUAGCCAGGAGGAGAGAAGGCAGCUGAGCAGUAUGUUGGGGUUUGAAGCUCAGUCAAUGCUCUGUGUGCCUGUCGUGAGUCAGGCUACUAGCCAGGUGGUGGCGCUAGCUUGCACCUUUAACAAGAAAGGAGGGCAGAAAUACUCAGCAGCAGAUGAACACAUGAUCCAGCACUGUUUCUGUUACACCUCCACAGUGCUCACCAGCACACUUGCCUUCCAGAAAGAGCAGAAACUAAAGUUUGAGUGUCAGGCUUUACUCCAGGUGGCCAAAAAUCUCUUCACACACCUCGACGACGUGUCAGUUCUGCUUCAGGAGAUCAUUGUGGAAGCUCGGAAUCUGAGCAAUGCUGAGAUAUGUUCGGUGUUCCUACUUGAUCGUGUCAGUCAUGAACUUGUGGCCAAAGUGUUUGAUGGUGGUGUAGUGAGUGAUGAUGAGAAGGAGUUCCGUAUCCCAGCGGAUCAGGGCAUCGCAGGUCACGUGGCCACUACAGGAAAAAUUCACAUUAAGGAUGCCUACUCACACCCACUGUUCUACCGUGGCGUGGACGACAGUACGGGUUUCCGCACACGCAACAUACUCUGUUUUCCCAUCAAGGAUGAGAACGGAGAUGUUAUUGGUGUUGCUGAACUGGUGAAUAAGACCAAUGGUCCAUGGUUUAACCGGUUUGAUGAGGACCUGGCCACAGCCUUCUCCAUCUACUGUGGGAUCAGCAUCGCCCAUUCCCUGCUGUAUAAGAAGGUACACGAGGCCCAGUUCCGCAGUCACCUAGCCAAUGAGAUGAUGAUGUACCACAUGAAGGUGUGUGAGGAGGAGGUGAGCCGCUUGCUAAUGAGAGGACUUCAGCCUGCACACAGCAUCCACUCGAGCUUCUCUCAGUUCACCUACACACCCCGCUCCCUGCCUGACGACACCACGCCCAUGGCAAUCCUGAGCAUGUUUGAGGAUAUGGGCUUUAUAAACACCUAUAAGAUUGACUUAAUAACUCUGGCCAGGUUCUGUCUGAUGGUGAAGAGGGGCUACAGGGAUCCGCCCUACCAUAACUGGAUGCACGCAUUCUCUGUCUCUCACUUCUGUUACUUGCUUUACAAGAACCUGAAGCUCAACAACUACCUCGAGGACAUUGAGAUCCUCGCACUCUUUGUGUCCUGCAUGUGCCAUGAUCUGGACCACCGAGGAACAAACAACUCCUUCCAAGUGGCCUCGAAAUCUGUUCUGGCUGCCCUUUACAGCUCAGAGGGAUCAGUGAUGGAGAGACAUCACUUUGCUCAGGCCAUCGCCAUCCUGAACACACAGGGCUGCAACAUCUUUGAGAAGUUCUCCCGAAAGGACUACCAGAGGAUGCUGGACCUGAUGAGGGAGAUUAUUCUGGCCACUGAUUUGGCUCAUCACCUGCGCAUCUUUAAAGACCUGCAGAAGAUGGCAGAAGCUGGAUACAAUCCAAAGAGCCAGACUCACCGCAGCCUACUGUUGUGCCUACUGAUGACCUCUUGUGACCUCUCGGAUCAGACCAAGGACUGGAAGACCACUAGGAAGAUUGCCGAGCUGAUCUACAAAGAGUUUUUCUCUCAGGGUGAUCUGGAGAAGGCGAUGGGGAACAGGCCCAGUGAGAUGAUGGACAGGGAGAAGGCGUACAUUCCCGAGUUACAGAUCAGCUUUAUGGAACACAUUGCAAUGCCCAUCUACAAGCUGCUGCAUGAGAUUUUCCCGCGUUCAUCAGAACUCUACGAGCGCGUUGCAGCGAAUCGCGAGCAGUGGACCAAAGUUUCACACAAGUUCAACAUCCGCGGUUUACCCAGCAACAACUCACUGGACUUCCUGGACGAGGAAUACGAGCUGAUGCAGGCACAGGGAGCGUUCGGUGAGGACGGUCACCGCAUGAACGGUUGCCUGGACGACGAGUGCAGCAAGACGGACCAGUGAAACGUUUGGAGUGUGAAACAGGUAGACAUUACGCCUUCGUGACGUCUACGAGAGGACGGCGUGGUAAACUGGGACGUGUUUGGAUGACCGUCGAGACACUGGAGUUUUGAUGCUAGAGCUGAUAUGCUGCAGAUAAUGAUGUCAUUUCCUGCCAUUGGAACCAUUUGUGCAAGCAGAACACUUCACUUGUCGUGGGGCCGGAGGCAGAGCCUCGUGAUCUCUUGUCGAAUAUUUCUUGAGAUAUGUUCUUUAAUUAUUUACUUAAUGUUUUGAUAGCUGAACAAAGCCUGAGUGUUUGAUUUUAUACAUAUUCUCUAUCCCGCUGUAAACAUUAUAAACGCCAUCCAAACGUAUAGGAGUGAGUUUUAAAAUGUCAUCGUCGCAAGCUAGCUCUUUAAUUUUACACACACAAUUGUUUUGUUUUCUUUUUGUAAAGACAAUCAACCCGUACAAGUCCUUUACCUCCCUUUUCACAUCCUCAUGAGUGAGACUUCACUUGAGAUGAAGUGAGAGUGUAGUGAAGGUCAACACACUCAGAGAGUUACUAAAACAUUCACACUAGUCACGUCAACAGGCUGAUUGUCAUGACUUUUGUCCCAGAUGUUCAAAUCUUUCUCCUCUAAAAGGCUGCAGAAAGUUUGGCCUCGAUCCCUCGUCCGGUCACAUGACUCAGUUCAGCUAAAAACUCUCAAAUGCACUCGUUUUUCCGUUCAGAAAUCCCACCCGAGCUCCAGUUGGAACGGCUUUGUUUAUGAGAUGAGAGAUUUAACCUGCUUUAACUGUGGAGUUCAGUGUUUAUCGUCACCAUUUGACCCAAAGACUUAAACUGUGUCCGAUGAAUUUUAAGGCCACUUCAGUACAAAUCUCCGGACUUUGGGAACCAGCCGAGGUCCGACGUCUUGUACAUAUAACGUUAUCAGAGGAAUAUUAAGGGCUACGGCGCUUUCCGAGGCACGUGAAGAGGUUUAUUUCUCAGGCGGAAAACAGAAUUAUGUAUAAAUAUGGAUUUGCCUUAACACAUAUGUGUUGCCUUUCUGAGUAGAGUGAAACACUGUAUAUACACACACACACAAACACACACACAGCUCAGCGUGUACAGGCGUUUUAACACGGGUGUGUAAGUCUAAAAGCCCCAGGACGAAUAGGAUUAUGAAUUAGAUUGCAGUAAUAACAGCUCUGUUUCCAGACACCAUGAGUGAGUGAGGUUUUCACACACAGUGUCUGAUUAAAUUGAAUGGUUUUGUAUAAACCAGCAUCUUUAUAUAUAUAUAUAUAUAUAUAUGUAUAUAUAUAUAUAUAUAUAUAUAUAUAUAUAUAUAUAUAUAUAUAUAUAUAUAUAAAGAAAUCAAAUUGAAUUCUGUCUAAAAAUAAAUAAGUAAAUUAAUAAAAAAUAAAAAUGUACAAAUUGUGAGAAGAAAAAAAAGUAUUUCGUUAAACUCUACUUAAAGGAUCAUUUACUUUUAGAAUCGUUAGAUUGAACAUAAUUAAAGGGUGCCAAGACUUUCUCACCUCCGUCAACACGGCUGCCACGUCAGCUUUCCACACGUGAUUUACUACUGAAAGCCACAAAACCAGUCGUAUAAAUUAUUUUCUGUACACAAUGCAUGAGCCAGACUUUUUCAGAUAUAUAUAUAUACAAAUAGAUAUUUAUUUUAAACUCCAAUAAUUUGAAACAAUUUUCUGUUUAAACACCGACUUGAAUUUUUAUGGUUUUAAUGAUUUGAUCCCGUUUCCUUCACGCCGUAGUUUCACACACAGGAUCGUGCGUUUUCAGCUUCAGCUCUCGUGUGCAACACGUCCUUCCUGCCACAUGUAAAGAUCAUGUUUUUAAACUAUUACUUUUUACUCGACGCGUUUUCUGCUAAUUUCUUCGUAUCUGUAGGUGGAAAUGAAAUUUUCCUUCUGGUUGUUUUUUGUUUGUUUGUUUGUUUUGUUUUGUUUUCUUCCUCACUAACACAUGAAGGUUUCUCUUGUGCCAAUGUGUCACUCUGAAAAACAAGACAGACUUUACUGUACAUAUGAAAUUAAAGAAAUGUUUCUCUAUUCUAUGUAAUUAACAGAUGUUUAAAAAAAAAAGCGAGAUAUUUUAUCUAUUUAAACAGAGCGUGUGUAACGACAAUAUUGCCGGUCUUUCUUCACUAUCAGUGGUUUUUCUUAGAUUUAGUGGCCUUCCUAACAUUUCUGCAGAAUUCAGAUAUUAAAAGGUAUUUAAAAGAAAAAGAAAAAAAAAAAGACGUUUAUAAUUAGACGUGUAAUGUAAAGUUAGGGCUGCUUAUGAUCUUUAAAAAAUAAAAAUAAAAAAAAGUUGAAAAACUUUAAGCAUAAAGUUUAGUUUGGGUUUAAAAAAAUUGUAAAAAAACAAACAAACAAAUGAAGAAACAAAAAAAACCUCAGUCACAUUAUCAACAUUUCACCUCCAGUUAGUUCCAAAAAGAGAUUAAUAAAUAAAGAAAAGAAAAAAAGAAAAAAAAAAAGAAACCACUGAUGAAUUAACGGAUGUUGUGGGAUUUCUGUGGCUCUGGUGAUUGUUUUCUUUCUGUUCUGUACUGAAGUGUUUUGCUGGUCGUGGCCUCGAGUGAACACUGUGUACAUAAUUGUACAGCUUCGAUCGUGUCUCUGAAAAGGACAAAAGGUCAGUUACAGUUAUCAUAAAUAUAUGAAUAUAAAAACUGCAGUGAAUUUUUUCCCCCCCAAAUAAAUGUCCUAAAACGGC